Molecule: messenger RNA, 513 nt
Organism: Phytophthora sojae
Lineage: Eukaryota; Oomycota; Peronosporomycetes; Peronosporales; Peronosporaceae
Exons: 4
Coding region: 1-513 (170 amino acids)
Source: RefSeq, a predicted model, not a curated record
AUGCAUUUACUUAGCCAGUGUCUGCUGUAUGCCCUUGGCCUCAAAGAGAACACCAGGAACGACGGCCAGCUUGUUGUUACCCCCGGUGGCGAGUUCCGCGAAGGCCUGCAUGUCAUUGAGAAGCUGCUCGGUUAUGCUGUCACUCUGAUGCGCAGAAGUGUUUUCAACCACUACGCCUUCACGCAAUAUUUCGAAUCUGCACCAGCUAGCGACCGGGAUGUCUGGACGAGCAUUACUAUGGACGACUGGAAACUGAUAAUUGAGAUGGAAGCUGUCACGGACCAGCUUGCACAGUUUAGCCUCGGUGAAGUUCAGAAGGAGAGUGUUGCAAGCUCGUAUUGCACUGUGUUGAGCUGCUUGGUGAUCCACCGUCCAGAUGCAAAAGCAACAGAGUUUACACAGCGUCGCGAAACUAAACAAGCCUGUCACUUUUCACGGGGAGGGGUCCGUUGUCGCGAUCGACUCCGUGAGCAGCUUGCACUCCGUUUUCCGCGAAAGCGGGCUUCAUUGUAA